UCUACAUAUAGAGGUGAGCGGAACUCGCGAAACGAUUCAGUCCUCUCGAAACCACGCGGCAAAAGACAAUUCUUGGGAUAAUCGCGGGUUUAUCUUUCUUUCUUUCAUCUUUGUGCCUAUCAUAUUCGCGAAUUUUUAUGAAUUUUUAACGAGUGAGAUUUUUGAUAUACGGAAAUACAACGGACUUUGUGCAAGAUCUGUGUGUCAACGUUGCAGCUACGACUUACUCUUUGGGUAAUCGUUUAAUUGCACAAUGGAGCAAAAUGGUAUCUCGAUAAUAUCGCCACAGGGUGUCAUGGAAAAUUCUGCUGGAAAAUCCAAAAGUAUCGGCAUCACGUUCAGGUCCAAUGGUGCAAUAUGGUCGGCAAAGGAGAAGCUGAAAACAUCCUGGCUAAAGAAGACGGAGGAAGAGGAAGAUAGCACAUGGGACAAGUUCAUGGCUGUCCUGGGAGAAUUGAUUGGAACUUCAAUUCUGGUCUUUCUGGGGUGCAUAGCAUGCAUGGGUAGUAUGAAGCCGUAUAUUCCUGGGAUUGGACCGUCUAUGAUACAAGUUUCUUUUGCUUUUGGUCUCGCUGUUAUGAUCGCUAUACAGUGCGUUGGUCACAUCAGCGGCGCUUAUAUCAAUCCAGCUAUUACGAUCGCCGCACUAAUUCUUGGCAAGAAGUCUCUCAUAAUGGCCGGAUUUUACAUUAUUGCACAAUGUUUGGGUGCUCUGUUAGGUUUCGGCUUGCUAAAGAUGAUAACGCCGUCAGAUCUUGUACAUAGCGGUGAUUCAACAACUGUCGUCAAGUUUUGUACGACGGACGUUAAUGAGGCUAUUGGGAUCGGACAUGGAAUCGGGGCUGAGGCUUUUGCUACCGGCGUACUUGUUUUUUUCGCGUGCAGUAGUUGGGACUCGCGAAAUGCGAAGAAGACCGACUCGUUGGCAUUGAAAUUUGGCCUUUGCGUCGCCAUGCUGUGUCUCGCUUUCAUCCCUCAUACUGGCUGCAGCAUGAAUCCUGCUAGAUCGUUCGGACCAGCAGUCUGGACUGGCUACUGGCAUCAGCACUGGGUAUUCUGGUUGGGACCGAUUGGAGGCUCCAUUAUUGCGAGUUUAAUCUAUCGAUGUUUAUUUUUGAAAAAUCAGGAAAAUACGCAAGAACGUGUGGAAACUUUGAACGACAUCGAGACUUAAACGGAAUAAUAUUGAGCGAAAUUGCAUUCUGGUAGUCAGUGGUUCACAAAUUGAACAAGAAAUCCUGAUCGCGCUGGUAUUCUCUCUGGGUGAGAAAGAGGACGUUGCAAAAGUUGCGAUGAAAGCUUUCGUGCGGAGCGAUGGAAACAGACGAGCUUGGAACUUUACGGAUUUUCUUUCUGCUUCCAAGACAUUCGGAAACGUCCCACUCGAAAUCUUGUAACUUGAAGGAUCGCAAUGCAUCGAAGGACUGCCACGCGACAAGGACUUUUGUAGACUAGUAGUCACUAGUGUGGCAGAUUAUUUUUGUACAAAAAUACGGUAUGUUAUUAGAUAAGGCGCCGUGUACCUACAAUUUGUUAACUUUAAAUGCAACUGAGAAAAAAAAUAUCAAAGUAUUG
This is a messenger RNA of Atta colombica, 1575 nucleotides long. RefSeq names its product aquaporin AQPAe.a-like. Gene Ontology annotation, biological process: transmembrane transport. Lineage: Eukaryota; Metazoa; Arthropoda; Insecta; Hymenoptera; Formicidae. The record is from RefSeq and is a predicted model, not a curated record. Bases 254 to 1174 code for a protein of 306 amino acids. Gene Ontology annotation, cellular component: plasma membrane. The transcript has 6 exons. Gene Ontology annotation, molecular function: water channel activity.